Molecule: messenger RNA, 2376 nt
Organism: Strongylocentrotus purpuratus (purple sea urchin)
Lineage: Eukaryota; Metazoa; Echinodermata; Echinoidea; Camarodonta; Strongylocentrotidae
Exons: 8
Coding region: 600-2297 (565 amino acids)
Molecular function (GO): protein binding
Source: RefSeq, a predicted model, not a curated record
GUCUUAAUCAUAAUCAUCCCGGUAAUCAUCUCAACAACAUCGGUGCUCUCAGUUACUUACAUGGGUAGGAUUUGGCCGUUUAGUGGAAAAAUAUUAACUUCUUUUCAAUAAUUAUUCACAUAAUUUACGUCUGAAACUUACUGCUGAUGUCAAUACAAAAUAAUUUUGCAAAUAUAUGCCAAAUUGGUCAGAGGACAAGGAACGUUAACCAAUAAAGAAUAGUAUAUUAUUCAUGCAUUAUUCAUACGCUUAUUGUCGAUUAGUUGGACACCCCUGGCGUGAAUGAAGUCGUCCAUAAGUGCGUUGCGUUUGGCAGGUGCAGGGAGUCAACGCUGAAAUGUUUUCACUUUUUAGCCAGAAUUGUUGAGUGGGAUUCGGUCAGUAGUAGGAAAUUAUCAUCGUGCAGGACUAAAUUGGAGAAAGAGGCAAAAAGAGUCGAUCGAAAGACAAUAGAAGAUCUAUAUCUAUCUGAAGAUUUGUUUUUUGGGAAGCUUCAAUCUCAAGUUUCAACGUAGCUGCACGCAAGAGCUCCGGGAUAACAAGAAUUCAUUUCUUCCAAGCAAAGUUCGAUCACAGACUCGCCUUGUCGUUGGCCUAAGAUGGCGUCCUGGCUUCACCAACUCUUCUCUUCUGUGACGUUACUCUGCGUCAUCAGCCUUACACUCGGCUACGUACCCAUUAACGAGCGACCUAGACGCAUACCUGAUCGAACUCGCCCCGUUGACAAGGUGGAAGACCGUGCACGCUUUCCCAGUCGACUGAUACCGCAGUUGGGCCCGAACAUCAGGAGCACGUCCACGGCCAACUUACCUUUCUUCGCGGUGGCCAGUAUCAACAGACGGCUGGUCGCUGUCGAAGCCCACAGCAUGACAGCGGAUAGGGACAUCGACGAGUUGUCUACGACAGUCUCUGAUGUGCAGGAACAACUCGAGGACCUUCAGACUCUGAUAACAGAAGCACACCCUCAACGACCACAGGCUUUCUCAGAGCUCCGAUCGGCUAACCUGGAUCUGGAAACACGCCUAUCAAGACUGGAGACCGAGAAUGAGGAGCUUCGAGAGUUCCUUGUGGGAUUCGAACAGUUCUUCAACAGGCUGAUGAGCGCCGACCCUGCGGCCUUCGAUCCAGACGCUCCACCCGCACGGAGGCUAUCAAGACUUCAUCAGUAUCUUGGUAACGCAGAAGCUGAGCUCAUCGACGUCAGCAGACCAAUCCUAGCGACCUCACCCGAUGUCGACGAUGUGAUGGAGCAGGACAACGUCGAUGACGUCCCGACUGCUGGAAAGACUGCGAAGGUCGUCGAUCAUUGGGAAACAGUGCAAGUCUCUCUCGCCAGAAAUCAAAAUGAUACCGCUUCCAGAGACAUUAACAUCGCCCUUAAAAGCACAUCAUCACGAGCAGCCCCUCGACAGGGGCCAAGCAUGACUGUGUCAUCACUGCAUUCAGCAACAUCAUCCAGAGUCACCCCGGACAGAGGAUCGGGUGUCCACCUGUCGACCCUGGAGGCGGACCGGCUGGCUGUGGCCCUUGAGCAGCUAGAGACUCGUAACCAGGAUCUGACAACACGUCUACGGACCCUGGAGAGACAGGCUGCUGAUGCUGGUCCUGUCGGUGUCCAGGCCUUCGGAAUAUCUUCAACCGGGAACACCAACCAUGUCACAGAAGAGCUCUUGAACAAAGUGGAAAUCUUGGAACAAGUGGUGGCGCUCCAAGCGUCCUCUAUCUUGGAUGAAACACCUGCAGGAGAUGGCCCAAGUGGUUCCGGUGCAUCUAGGGUUCUAACACGGGAAGAAGCUACUGUGAGUAGAGUGUCCUCGACCAGCAUGAAGCAGGAAGAUGUCGCCAUCAUGAAAGAUGUUCUGCAGGAGGCCCGUAGCUCCGGAUCAUCUUCCAGGAAAAGUGCGUUCUCGGUUGCCAGGACAACGCCUCUGUUAGGAACAGAUGAUCACCAGCAAAUCGAAUUCGAUCACGUUUUCGUCAACAAAGGACGAGAUUUUGUCCAAAGGAAUAGUACAUUCAUCUGCGAGAGGGCGGGCUACUAUUUCAUCACAUUCCAUCUUCGCUCAUACGAUGGACUCUACCUCGGCGUCUCGCUCAUGAAGAACGACGAGAUUGUCAGCGCCAUCUUCACCGACGCCCACGAGAGGAACGUGAUGGAAGGCCAAAGCGUCAUCCUCCACCUCGAGCCUGGCGAUGCUCUCUAUCUCCUUCUCGGACCCUCACCCGACUUCGGUCUGCACAGCAACCAUCGCAAAUACGUCACAUUCAGCGGAUUCAUGAUCUACGGCGGCUAUUGAGAUGUGAUAUAUAUAGUCGGGUCCAGGGGCCCGUUUCAUAAAACUAGUUAUCUAUAACAACUGCUAAAUUUAGGUGACA